CUCCAGACAUGGCCAGAGAACGCAACAACCCCGAGUGCGUCGCCCUCCUCGAGAUGGCGGAGAAGGCCUACCUGAUGCGACGAGCCCGGCGCCUCCUCCGAGAGGGCGAGGCGUGGGCCCAUGUGCUUGAAGAUACCUUAAGGGGCAUGCCGAGGUGGCUGACGGAGAGGGUACGGGGGGCGAAAGAGAGAUGGCCCUACAUGCAGCCCGAGCCCGAUCUGGACGAGGAGGUCGUCGAGACCGAGGACGGGAAGCAGGACCUGAAGGAGGAGGGGGGGGGCACGGGGUGGGAGUCGGAAGCAUGUGAGCUCAGGAGCCCUCUAUACUCCUUCUCCGAUGCCUGCGAGGAGUUGGAGGAGGAGGAGGAAGAGGAAGUGGGGGAGGGCGGGGACGGCCGGGAGGAGAAAGUGCUCUUCGACUGCCCCUCCCUCUACUUCGCAGCCCCCCCCUCUACCUCCCCCUCUCAGCCCUCCGUCCUACCUCCUUACUUCCACGCCUUUUCGACGGCUUUCGCAUCCCCCUUUUGCCGACAAAUGUCUACGACGACGCCGAGGAGGGAGGGGGAAGAGGAGGAGGCUCAGGACAAGGCGAGGCAGGCUGCCUCCGUGGACAGCGCCGUCGCUCAUUACGUUAAAAGAAGAAUGUCGUACGACGUGUUCCUGACGCUCCAAGAGCUCGUCGUUUGAGAGGGUGUGAGAGGAGGGGUUAGAGGGCGGUGGACGAGGAGCACGAAGGACAAGCUGUUGCAGACGGCGGAAAUAUUAUGAAUCCUUUCCCUGUCGUUUUCAGUCGGUGCGCUUAAGCCACCGAUCAGCCCCUUUGCGCAAUAUCUUUCCCGCAUGCCAUAGAAAUAGAGCGAGUAUAUUUGGCAGGAUUCAGUAGAAUUGAAAGUUGUUGGCUACCUAUCAAAACGAACAUCAAUAGAACUGGAUGAGGAGUAAUUUGACCUAAAAAUAUCCAUAUAGUCGAAUAAAGUGUUAGAAGGACAUAGAGAGCGCAUCAUUGAUCAAAUCCAAAAAUAUACAUAAGUAGGAAGAAAAAAGGCCAAUACGAGCGAGGAGCGUCAGGUACCUGGAAGAGCCCAAAGAGAUGCCACCUUCGAUCGAUUGACCGCUCGUCAAAUGAGCAAUCAGCCAAUUUAAAUAAACACACAAGGAUAA
Molecule: messenger RNA, 1160 nt
Organism: Nannochloropsis gaditana CCMP526
Exons: 2
Coding region: 9-686 (225 amino acids)
Source: RefSeq, a predicted model, not a curated record